Molecule: messenger RNA, 2955 nt
Organism: Psammomys obesus (fat sand rat)
Lineage: Eukaryota; Metazoa; Chordata; Mammalia; Rodentia; Muridae
Gene: Apbb1
Product: amyloid beta precursor protein binding family B member 1
Exons: 14
Coding region: 446-2572 (708 amino acids)
Biological process (GO): regulation of DNA-templated transcription
Cellular component (GO): nucleus; cytoplasm
Molecular function (GO): amyloid-beta binding; transcription factor binding
Source: RefSeq, a predicted model, not a curated record
GGUGGGGGCUGUGUCACCGCUCUCUAGUCAGAGGCACUGGUAGAGUGUUAAGAAAUACCUCAGUUCUGGUUUAGUUUAACCACCAACUCUGUUACUGCGGGCAGGUCCCGUUAUCCUUCAGAAUGUCAGCACCUGCCGCUCAAACCCGAGAAUAACAACUGUGGGCAUUGCACAGUGCUGAUCUGAGGAUGAAGGCAAGCGAACGGUUGAACACAGAGCCUGGUACGGAGUAAGCGGUCAAUAAGUACGCGCUAUUGGUAUCCCCAGGACGUCAGGGAGUCCGGCCACGAGAGCCAGGGAGCAGCGGGCAGCCAGCCUCCUGAGGCGCGAUCGCGGUCUCAGCAACCCCCACCCCCGCCCGCCCCAGCGGACCGGGCCCGGAGCUCCGGGCGCGGCUGCCGUCGUCGGUGCAGGACUGGGGCCCGGCGGAGGAUCUACCAAGGCCAUGUCUGUUCCAUCAUCCCUGAGCCAGUCGGCCAUUAAUGCUAACAGCCACGGAGGCCCUGCUCUCAGCUUCCCCCUGCCCCUGCACGCUGCCCAUAACCAACUGCUCAACGCGAAGCUGCAAGCCACAGCUGUGGUACCCAAGGACCUUCGCAGUGCUAUGGGGGAGGGCAGUGUGCCUGAACCAGGCCCUGCCAAUGCCAAGUGGUUAAAGGAAGGCCAGAACCAGCUUCGGAGGGCUGCCACAGCCCACCGAGACCAGAACCGAAAUGUGACCUUGACCUUGGCAGAGGAGGCCAGCCAGGAGGCUGAGACAGCACCUUUGGGUCCCAAAGGCUUGAUGCAUCUAUACUCUGAGCUGGAGCUCUCCGCCCACAAUGCAGCCAACCGAGGGCUUUGUGGCUCAGGCUUGAUCAUCAACACCCAGGAGCAGGGACCAGAUGAAGGAGAGGAGAAGGCAGCAGGAGAAGCUGAGGAGGAUGAUGAAGACGAGGAAGAAGAGGAUGAUGAGGAAGACUUGUCUUCUCCUCCAGGGCCGCCUGAGCCUCUGGAAAAUGUGCAAGUCCCCUCUGGGCCCCAGGCCCUCACAGACGGCCCCCGGGAACAUAGCAAGAGUGCUAGCCUCCUAUUUGGCAUGCGGAACAGUGCAGCCAGUGACGAGGACUCAAGCUGGGCCACCUUAUCACAGGGCAGCCCCUCCUAUGGCUCCCCGGAGGACACAGAUUCCUUCUGGAACCCCAACGCUUUCGAGACGGAUUCCGAUCUGCCGGCUGGAUGGAUGAGGGUCCAGGACACCUCAGGGACCUACUACUGGCACAUCCCAACAGGGACCACCCAGUGGGAACCCCCAGGCCGGGCCUCCCCCUCACAGGGGAGUAGUCCCCAAGAAGAAUCUCAGCUCACCUGGACUGGCUUUGCUCACCAAGAAGGCUUUGAGGAAGGAGAGUUUUGGAAGGAUGAACCCAAUGAGGAGGCCCCAAUGGAUUUGGGACUGAAGGACCCUGAGGAGGGGACGUUGCCCUUCCCAGCUCAGAGCCUCAGCCCAGAGCCAUUGCCCCAAGAGGAGGAGAAGCUGCCCCAACGAAACACCAACCCAGGAGUCAAGUGCUUCGCAGUGCGCUCUCUAGGCUGGGUAGAGAUGACGGAGGAGGAGCUGGCCCCGGGUCGCAGCAGCGUGGCCGUCAACAACUGUAUCCGUCAGCUCUCCUACCACAAAAACAACCUCCAUGACCCAAUGUCUGGGGGCUGGGGAGAGGGGAAGGAUCUGCUGCUCCAGCUGGAGGAUGAGACCCUAAAGCUGGUGGAGCCACAGAGCCAGGCACUGCUGCAUGUCCAGCCCAUCGUCAGCAUUCGUGUAUGGGGCGUUGGGCGGGACAGUGGAAGGGACUUUGCCUACGUAGCUCGAGAUAAACUGACCCAGAUGCUCAAGUGCCACGUGUUUCGCUGUGAGGCACCUGCCAAGAACAUCGCCACCAGCCUGCAUGAGAUCUGCUCCAAGAUCAUGUCUGAACGGCGCAGUGCUCGCUGCUUGGUAAAUGGACUCUCCCUGGACCACUCUAAACUUGUGGAUGUCCCUUUUCAAGUGGAAUUUCCAGCACCUAAGAAUGAGCUGGUGCAGAAGUUCCAAGUCUAUUACCUGGGGAACGUGCCUGUCGCCAAACCUGUUGGGGUAGAUGUGAUUAACGGGGCCCUUGAGUCAGUCCUGUCCUCCAGUAGCCGUGAGCAGUGGACCCCAAGUCACGUCAGCGUGGCCCCUGCUACCCUCACCAUCUUGCACCAGCAGACUGAAGCAGUGCUGGGGGAGUGCCGGGUGCGGUUCCUCUCCUUCCUGGCUGUGGGCAGAGACGUGCACACCUUCGCAUUCAUCAUGGCUGCCGGCCCAGCCUCCUUCUGCUGUCACAUGUUCUGGUGCGAGCCCAAUGCUGCCAGCCUCUCAGAGGCUGUGCAGGCUGCAUGCAUGCUCCGCUACCAGAAGUGUCUGGAUGCCCGUUCCCAGACCUCCACCUCCUGCCUCCCAGCACCCCCUGCGGAGUCAGUUGCAAGACGUGUAGGGUGGACUGUCCGCAGGGGUGUUCAGUCACUGUGGGGUUCCCUCAAGCCCAAACGUCUAGGAUCCCAGACCCCAUGAAGAACUCCCAUCCUCCCUCCACCUGCUUGUGUUGGGCCCCAGGGAACUCAAGGGUUUGGGGCAGGUAGGGGCUCUGAAUGCUGUUCCUAAUACCUCAUGUUCCCUGGGCUGACCCGCCAGUAGCUGGGGUUCCUUACCAAGGGGCUGGGAGAGAGAAAUUGAAUUCCUUCACAGAAGUCACACUGGACUGAUGACAUGAGGGGCUGGAAGCAUCUCAUCCCCAGUGUUUGAGGUGGAGCAGGAGGAAUCGGUCCAAGCCAGGCCCCAUCCUCAAAGGCCCAGCAGGGGCAGGAGGGGACUGGUCUCGGCAUGGAUCCCCUCCCCACUGUCCUGCGGGCACCUCCCGCUGUACUGAUAUCACUAAUAAAGUUUGUCUGCGCUGC